GCCAUUGAUGAAGCUGCCCCACAACUGGUCCUAAAAGCGCAACGCUUGUUUUUGGUGCUUACUAAAUAUCGUCUUCUCAUAUCUUCCUAUCCUUCUAUCCCUCAUCCGAUUCUUCCCUUCAUCUCCCCCUUUUUUCCAUUUUUUUCUUUUCUCGCAAUUUUUUUUUCUUUUUAUAUAUCUCCACGAUAAUCUUCCUACUCAUUUCCACUCAAACUUCCACGGCUCAUCACAGUUUAUCCGAAUUCCGUGGUGAUUCAUUGAGUUGAAAGCAAGCUCAAGAUCCGAUUGAGAGAGCCCUUUUCUUUCUCUCUAUCUCAUAAAUAUUUGCUUUUUGGCUUGUUUUCAUCUCCUCCAUGAGAUUGAAAAGCCCCCCUUUUCACGGGCUUUCCGUUUUGUGGUUUUGACUGUUUCUCCCUUUCCUAUUAUUAGUGGGCAUUCCUCUCUUUGUGCUCUGCCUUUGGCCUUAUUUUGCUGCAAUCUGCUUUUGUUAUUACCUCUGCGUGGCUUUGGUCUUUGUGGGACUAGCAAAAAUUAUGAGGCUCAAACCUGUUUCGCCCACUGCAGAUUGCUCACACCAUGCCUCCUUCCAACCCUUCUUCACCUCAUCAUCCUUCCGCUUUCGAACCUCUGAAAUGGAUGGGCCUCUAUCCCUUGUCUUCUCCCCCAAAACUCUCCUUAAAACGCGGUCUUUUAGCAAGGUCUCCAAGGGUAACAACAUUAUUAGGCGCUCUUGCAGCUUGAAUUUGGAUGAGAAGCCCUCCUUCCACGUGGAGGCGUCGGCCAAGAUGAUGUCGAAUGGUCCACGGGAGGAGGAAGGGCGUAAGAAGCAGCAUUGUGCCAUUUCGAACGGCAACACCCCUUUCUUUGGUAGGCAAGGAGGGAGGAGGGAUCAGAAAGACUCCUUCUUGGAGUCCCGUUUCGAUUUCUUGGAGCCGAUGAUGCUAGGGAUUAAGCCGGAGUUCCCGGAUUGGCCGGAUAAGGACACGGCCGCGUGGACCGUGAUUGAACACAAGGCUAAUAGUUUGGACAUUCCCCUCUCCCUUAGGAUGAUCAAGAAGAAGCUGCAGCUGGAGGAGGGCUUUGCUGGCGGGUCCAUGGAGGGGUCGGAGGCGGAGGGGGGUGGCUAUUGCUCCGUGAAGGCGGCCUUUGCCUCGAUGGUGUUCAUCAUCGUCGAGCUGCAGAGCUGCGCCUUGCACAUGAGGGAAGCUCUGUGUGAUGAGGAUUUGGAUGUGAUCACAUCCAAGGUGCAGAAGGAGAUGCAUCUGUCGUUCGUGUGGCUGUUCCAGCAGGUGUUCUCGAGGACACCGGCCUUGAUGCUCGACGUGAUGGUGCUCUUGGCUGAUUUCAGCGUGCAUUCGACCUCCCACAACACUGCGAUAGGUGGGGAGGCCCCGUUGUUGGGAGCAUUGCUUGAGCCUUCUGAGCGGAGUGAGGCUCGGCAGUAUCAAGAGAUAAGCUCGUCGUUGUCAAUGCUGGUCACGGAUAAGGGGGCCACCCUGGAGGAGCAAACGGAAGGUGGGAAUCUGCCUCCGAGCAUCUAUCCGAGUAAUGAGUUUGGGAGCGUGGCAGAGAUGAAUCUGUGGGAUUCAAUGGUUGAUGAAGCUAAAGAUAUGCGGGAAGGCGUGGACGAGGAGGUGGUUCUUGAUCACGACACCAUGAAACACUUUGUUUCGCCCGUCUCUGUGGAGAUCGAGCCCGAUACCCACCAAGAUUAUCUCAGGACAGACCUAUUGUACCAGAUGCACAUAGCCAUGGAACCUAAUAAUUCACUCUUGCUAUUGAACUAUGCGCGAUUUCUGCAGGUUGUGGCACGCGACUAUCAAAGGUCCGAGGAAUGCUUCAAGCGGGCAGUGCAAGCAUCGCCACCCGAUGCAGAAUCUCUCAGCCAAUAUGCCAACUUCCUAUGGACAGUGAGGAAGGACUACUGGGCGGCCGAGGAGAGCUUCUUGCAAGCUCUGGCCCUCGAGCCAAACAACGCACACUAUGCUUCCAGGUACGCCAACUUCUUGUGGAGCACCGGUGGCGAGGAUACCUGUUUCCCCCUCAACAAUUCCCAAAACGUGUAGGGAGUCGUCUAGCAUCAUCAUCAUCGUAUAGUGAUAUAAGAAGAAUAAAAAUCCGAUCGUGCCUUGCGUUUCCGGACACACUAGGACUGUGGAAACUCCUCCACAUUGAUCAAUGGAACAAGGUGGAGAUAGGUAGAUAUAUUGUAUGUAUUUCAUCAGGGCCGGAAACCCGGGAGCACGAAGAAAUCUUUGUACGUUUUAGGCACGACAGCGAAUAAUCAUAGUUUUCAGGCAACGAAGGCGAAUAAGGUAGGGUUACAGGAGAAAGAGGGAGAGGUUUUGAUGGGGUUGAUGAGGAAGGAGAAGGAAGAUUUUACAGCAGGUUUACAGCACAGUAAGAAAUGCAGCUCUGAAUUUUUACCAAAAUUCUCAAUUGUACAGAAAAGGUAAGUGAUUUUGCUUACAUGAGUGGCAUUUGUGUGCUUGUUUACUAUUCAAAAGGAGAAACUACAUUUGUAUAUUAUUACAUAAAUUUCUGCAGAGGUGCCAUUCAAGUUUCUGUAUGCUAAUUUUUGUUGAUUACUUAGAUGUGAGAAUUUGAUGAAUAUAUUAGAAAAGGAAGAAUAAGGGGAUGAUAUUGUCCUCAUGAAUGGGUGCUUUUUCCCCCCUCUGAAAAAGUAUGUAUAUGGUUUUGUAAGUAUGUAGUAUAUUGUUUAGUUUUUUUAUUUAAUUAGUAUUUUGUUUUAGUUUCA
This is a messenger RNA of Salvia miltiorrhiza (redroot sage), 2758 nucleotides long. RefSeq lists its product as uncharacterized. The transcript has 3 exons. Lineage: Eukaryota; Viridiplantae; Streptophyta; Magnoliopsida; Lamiales; Lamiaceae. The record is from RefSeq and is a predicted model, not a curated record. Gene Ontology annotation, molecular function: protein binding. Bases 534 to 2066 code for a protein of 510 amino acids.